Molecule: messenger RNA, 1275 nt
Organism: Lactuca virosa
Lineage: Eukaryota; Viridiplantae; Streptophyta; Magnoliopsida; Asterales; Asteraceae
Source: the annotation of a GenBank genome assembly
CAUGGGUUUACCAAUUUGAUUGUCAAUAUCCAUUUGCUCCAAGAUUGUUGAUUUCAAUAUGCAAUUAAUAUGACCUGUAAACUACCACAAAUACCUAUUAAAAGACUUUGAUGUUAUAACACAAGUUCUAUUCCCCAACCUUAUUCAUCCACCUGCCAUCAAAUUGAAGCAAAGAAAGUGUGGAUUUUGGUUGAUUGCCUCUACUAAACCACCAUAUACAAAAAUUGCCAUCAUUAAUUCCAUCCAUCAUCUCCAUCACAUAAAUCCUUGUUGAUCCGUCUCUUUGAUUAAAAACAUAGUACAAGGGCAAGAAGGAGAAGAAGAGUAUCCAUGUUCUUGUCCUAUUUUUUUACCCGCAAUUCCGAUUAGAGUAGAUGGGGGCUAGAGGGCGGCUAUUUCAAGAAGAAAAUCGAAAAAAGAACACCAAUUUAUGAAAAUGAUUACCAAGAACAGAAGGCGGAGACGAUGGUGUGCAGGAGUCGAUUUUCUCCCCUGCUCAAUCGACGGUGGCCGGCUGUGGGCGGUGGGAACUGGUGCUUCUGAGACGUCGGAGAUGCAGGAAGAAGAGAGGGAGGGGUGUAGACUGGUGUUCGUUGGAUGCAAAAAGAGAACCGGGGAAGGAACUGGGUUAGGGCAAAAAGGGAAGGCAUCUUUUUUUUCUUUUUCAGAUGUGACGAGAAGUCUGACCGAAUAAGUGAUAUUUUUCAGAUUAAGAUGCUAAAAUAAUAUGUAAACAAACACUCUUAAUCAUAAAGAUUCAGACUUGCCUCUUAUUAAGUGGCAAUAAGAGGUUAACAAACAGGACCUUAAGAUAAGUAUCAACAGGGCACCAAUUUAUUGAAUGGAUUGCUUCUAUCUGCAGUCAAUUAUUAUAAUUUCUCUGUUAUUUACAAACAUUGAAAACAUGUGUGUUUAUUAUUAUUAUUAUUAUAAAAUACUAAAUUUAUGUUGUAUUUACAAUUUAGAAACACGCAACUGGGAUAUGAAAAGCUUGAUGACAUUAUUGGACACACAGAGCUAUUAAGACCUCCAAAUAUCUUUUUAGUCAAAACUCAACAUCUUGAUCUUAGCUAUAUGCUUUCUAAUGUUGGCUUCCCAAAAUGGAGCAACACCACCAUCAGAAAGCAGGAGGCUCAUAGUAACGACCCUGUUCUUGAUGACAUUUUGCUUUCUGAUGUUGAGGUUAGAAUCCCACCUGUUGCGUUAAAAAAUAAUCACAUGAAGUCAAUUGAUGCAACUCAGCAAGAGGAGCUGAUGGUUGAAGGGGGAAAAUAA